Helicoverpa armigera (cotton bollworm) is the source of this 913-nucleotide messenger RNA. It is a transcript of the gene Arl1, whose product is annotated as ADP-ribosylation factor-like protein 1. Gene Ontology annotation, biological process: intracellular protein transport; vesicle-mediated transport. Bases 227 to 769 code for a protein of 180 amino acids. The transcript is spliced from 5 exons. NCBI's taxonomy places the organism in Eukaryota, Metazoa, Arthropoda, Insecta, Lepidoptera, Noctuidae. Gene Ontology annotation, cellular component: Golgi apparatus; cytoplasm. The record is from RefSeq and is a predicted model, not a curated record. Gene Ontology annotation, molecular function: GTPase activity; GTP binding.
AACCAAAAUCGACAUUGAGUGCUUGCUUACACGUCAAAUGAUUUGCUAUUGCUGGUUUUUACGAUAAAAUGUUUUUUAUUUAUCGCUAAAAGUGAUUGAAUAAAUAAUUUGGAAGUGUAGAUAAUAAAAAUAAAAACAUUGGGAACAGUUGAUGCGCACACACAAUACAAAAUCAUUACUUAGAAGUAACAACUAAUGCAUUAAAAUAGGCUAAGCUUAUCAGAAAAUGGGUGGUCUAUUCAGUUACUUCAGAGGGUUGCUAGGGGCGCGAGAAAUGAGGAUUUUGAUCCUCGGAUUGGACGGCGCCGGGAAGACUACGAUAUUGUACAAACUGCAGGUCGGGGAGGUGGUGACCACGAUACCUACCAUCGGCUUUAACGUAGAACAAGUCACAUAUAAGAACUUAAAGUUCCAAGUGUGGGAUCUUGGAGGACAGACCAGUAUUAGGCCUUACUGGCGAUGUUAUUACGGGAACACAGAUGCAAUAAUAUAUGUAGUAGACUCAGCAGAUAGAGAUCGAAUAGGAAUAUCUAAAGAUGAAUUGGUACACAUGUUGAGGGAGGAAGAGCUAGCCAAUGCAAUACUAGUAGUCCUAGCAAACAAGCAGGACAUGGCAGGAUGCCUCACAGUGGCUGAGGUGCACCAAGCGUUGGGCCUGGACGCCCUCCGUGACCGUACCUUCCAGAUCUUCAAGACUUCGGCCGUGCGCGGCGAGGGGCUGGAUCAAGCGAUGGACUGGCUCUCCAACGCGCUACAGGCUAGGAAAUAACACCUGAAGGAUGCUUGUAACUGAAGUGGCCACGUGAUACAAGAGGGCUUGAUGUGUGCGUGCGCGAUGGACAGAAUAAGAUAGUCACAUGUAACGCCAUUAGUUUUAGCAUUCUACGUCGUCGCCGAUACAAUACACACGCGU